Messenger RNA from Urocitellus parryii (Arctic ground squirrel), 894 nucleotides. It is a transcript of the gene C13H18orf32, whose product is annotated as chromosome 13 C18orf32 homolog. NCBI's taxonomy places the organism in Eukaryota, Metazoa, Chordata, Mammalia, Rodentia, Sciuridae. The record is from RefSeq and is a predicted model, not a curated record.
GCUUUGCCUUGGUGACUUCGUCGUCGCGGGUGAGCCAGGCUUGGAUGCGCCAGGCAGGCUGCGCUCUGUCCUCUGCGCUCCCGCGGCGGUUUCGAGUAGCUCCACAGGCUCUUCCCGGUGGCGCUCAGGAGCCUUCGGCCGGUGCGCGACUCGCCGGCUCGCCUGACCGCCCUGCCCGGAGCCUUGCGGCGGCCUGAGCUCCGGCUACACUCCGUCUGGCCUCACGUUUCCGAGCUUGAGCCUGGGACAAUGGUGUGCAUUCCUUGUAUUGUCAUUCCUGUUCUUCUCUGGAUCUACAAAAAAUUCCUGGAGCCAUACAUAUACCCUAUGAUUUCCCCCUUUGUUAGUCGCAUAUGGCCUAAAAAAGCUGUACAAGAAUCCAAUGAUAAAAACAAAGGCAAAGUAGACUGCAAGGGUGCCGACAGAAAUGGAUUACCAACAAAAGGACCAACAGGAAUCUAUGAUAAAAAGAAAGACUAAUGCAACUUUUCCAAAGGAUCGCAAAUGUUUUUAAAAUGGACCUGAUGACACAAAGCACCUUCUUUGUAAUUGUCUCUGACUUUUUUCUCUGAAACUAGAAUUUUGGAUAGAGAGUUUAUUUAUCUGAUAACUUACUGGGAAAUACAUAGUAUUUAUAUUUAAAAUGUACUUAGUUAUAUUUAAUGACCUCAUUCCUGAGUUCCAUUUUCAUUAUAGUAGCUUUAAUUUCUAUUAUUGCUGUUUUAAUAAUAUGAAUAAAUAGGUUUGUGCCAGUAAAUACUCAGUACUUAAAGUCCUUGGGCCUCUAGCAUUCAUUCAUCCACGUGAAUUUGACUGCUCUUUGCUCUAAUUCUUCAGGUCAUUUUAAUUUGAAUGGAUUAAGUUUUACUGUGAAAUAGUACAGAUGAUAAUGAU